AUGCCCAAGUUAGAUAGGGAUGUUCUUUAUUUAAUAUUCGAAGAGUUACAAUAUGAUAAAAGAACUCUUCAUUCAUGCCUUUUAAUUAAUAGAACUUGGUGUGAAACAAUUAUUCCAAUUUUAUGGAGAAAUCCUUGGGGAUACAAUUUAAAUAUUGAAAAAGAAAAAUUAUUAUCAAAUAUAAUUAUUUCACAUUUAUCAAAUAAAUCAAAAAUUAGUUUAAAACCCAAUAUUAUAUAUCAAAAACCUUUAUUUAAUUAUAUUAUUUUUUGUAAACAUUUAAAUUUAAGUAAUAUUCAAAAAAUAAUCAGUAUUAUUGAUAUUGAAUCUGAAAUGAAAAGUAUUAAGAAAGAAAUUAUUACCCUUUUUAUUAAAAGAAAUACUAAAUUUACUCAUAUUUCUAUACCUUAUAAAUUUGAUUUUCAAUUACAUCUUAUUCCUAAAGCAAAAGAUCAUUUUUCAGAUAUUAAAUUUCUUAGUUGUAGUACUUGUGUAAAUAAUAAUAUUUUAAUUGGAAUAAUGAAAAUAUGUAAAUCUAUUGAAGAAUUGGAACUUAUUGUUGGUGAAGAUAAUAAUAAUAAUAAUGGAAUUAUUAAAUUAAUUAAAUCCCAAAAAAAUUUAUUAAAUAUCAAUUUAAUUUAUCCUUCAUACACUUAUGAUGAUAAAUCAUUUGGUGAAAUUCUUGAAAAUUCAUUGAUUAAUCAUUCAAAUACUAUAGAAUAUAUUAAAAUAAAUAAAUCACCUUUCACUAAAAUUCUUACAUCUUUCAUUAAUUUACAAGUUUUAGAAUUGGAUAAUAUUCAAAAUACAACAUUGGAUUAUUUGGAGAAUUUAUCUUUACCUUAUUUACGUAUUUUAAGAACUAAAAGUGUUUCUAUCGAAGUUUCAACAAUUUUAAUUAAAAGUACAGGAGGUUUUCUUAAUGAAAUAAAAAUUGAUUCUACAUUUGGUAAUGUUUAUAGUAAUAAUAGAAUUAUUCAAGCAAUUUAUAAUAAUUGUCCUUUUCUUAAAUAUCUUAAAUUAAUUCUAUUAAAUGAUAAUAUUUCAGAAUUAGAAAAAUUGAUAAUUAAUUGUAAUUAUUUAAAUGGAUUAUUUAUUAUUAUUGAUAGUUUAGCAGCAUUUGAUUGGGAUAAUUUAUUUAAAAUAUUAACUGAAUCUUCACCAAAUAGUUUAUUUAAAUUUAAAUUUUAUUCUUAUGUAUCAAUUAAUUUAGGUUCUUUAAAACAAUUUUUUGAAAAUUGGAAAGGUAAACAUCCCAUGUUAUUACAAUUAAGUCGAGUAAAAAAUGUUGAAGAUUUGAUAGUAAAAUAUAAAAAGAAAGGGAGAGUGAAAAUAUAUAAUAAUAAUGUUAAUUUUGAUGAAGGAUUUGAAUGGAUUUAAUUAACCAAGUUAUUUAUUUAUUAUAUAGUACAUAUUAAAUAUAUUAAUACCAUGUUUAAAAUUUUAUAUCUAUUUACAAAUUUCGUCAAAAAUUAUUAAAUAAAAUAUUGAAGUGAAAAUUUGUAUUUAAA
Messenger RNA from Rhizophagus irregularis DAOM 181602=DAOM 197198, 1511 nucleotides. RefSeq lists its product as uncharacterized. The record is from RefSeq and is a predicted model, not a curated record. NCBI's taxonomy places the organism in Eukaryota, Fungi, Glomeromycota, Glomeromycetes, Glomerales, Glomeraceae.